GCUGCCGGCUCUCGUCAGGUCUUACAGCAGUUCAGUUCGUAGCUUUUCGGUCGUCUACAGACUGAGAGUGUACGAGCUGCUCUCUCUGCUGCCUCCACUCGACUACCAAGAGAGCUUCGGUUUGGUGAUGAACCAGCUGGUGACUGAUCUGUCGGGUCAGGACAACCUGAACCAGCCGUGUUCAGAGCUCACCCUGCUGCCCCCCCUCUGUCACCAUGACGACCUGCCGCUGGUCGGGCCCGCCCUCCACGACACGGACCACAGAUACAUCGAGGAACAGCUCCAUGGCAGCAGCGUGGGAGGCGGCUCUCUGGACAACGACGCCUUCAGUCUGUGUGAGAGGAGCGACGACGCUCCCGCUCCUCUUCCUCCCGCCAUCGCUCUGACCGCUGCUGCCGUCCGCCUCUUCGGAGCACUUUUCCCCCACAUCAUCUCCGCUCAGAGAGUGAAGAUAUUGGAGCUGUUUGUGGACACGGUGAACCAGCUGAAGGGUCAACGGCAGCAGACAGUCCAGACACACGUCUGUGCUGCCCUCUGCAGUCUGCUCAAGCACCAGGGCGGUAUUCGGGGCUCUCUGGGGCCGGAGGAGGUGCGUUCUCCAGCAUUGUCCCUCCUGUCGGGGGCGCUGGAGAGCGGCAGUCCUCUGCUGCGCUGUCUGGCCGCUGAAGGUCUGGCCCGGCUGGUUCAGGUGGUCGGAGACCCCGGCUUCACCGUCUCCGUGUCCCUGCUCUGCUUCGACAGGCUGAAGACGGCUCGGGACGCAGCGUCUCGCAGCGGCUACGCUCUAGCUCUGGGGGCGCUGUACCGAUACACCGGAGGCAUCAGCUCACCUCAACACCUGUCCACCUGCCUGGGAGUCCUGUUCACCCUUAGCCAGGACAGCACUUCGCCCGAGGUCCAGACCUGGUCUCUUCACAGUCUGUCUCUGGUAGUCGACUUGUCCGGCGGUUUGUACCGCGCCCACGCCGAGCCGUCCUUUACCCUGGUGCUCCGGCUGCUGCUGUCGGCUCCACCCACCCACCCUGAGGUGCACCACAGCCUGGGACGUUGCCUGCACGCCCUCAUCACCUGCCUGGGCCCCGACCUGCAAGGUGAGGGUGCGGCAGUAUCCGGUCUGCGCUCCAGCUGUCUGGUGGGAUGCGGAGUGAUGCAGGCCGGUCCAGACUGUCUGGUUCAGGCCAGAGCCAUUUCCUGUCUGCAGCAGCUGCACAUGUUCUCGCCACCACACGUCAACCUGGCCAGCCUCGUACCGGCUCUGUGUGAGAUCUUGUUGGAUUAUUCCCUGUUGGCCAACCUGUGCAGUUCGUACCUGUGUCUGCGGCGGGCCGUGGUGGCGUGUCUGCGGCAGCUCGUCCAGCGGGAGGCUCUGGAGGUGUCUGAACACGCGGUGACUCUGGUCAAAGAGCUGCCGAGACGAGACAACACACAGCUGGACGUCACCAUAAAGGAGGUGGGUCUGGAAGGAGCUCUGUUCACUCUGCUGGACCGGGAGUCAGAUCCAAGCCUGAGGAAGGACAUCCAGGAGACUCUGGUCCACAUGAUGGCGUCCAGCGCCACCAGCGGGAAACUGGGACACUGGCUCAAACUCUGCAAGGACGUCCUGUCUGCAACCACCGACUGUCGGGCGCCAGUUGAAGCGAGUCAGGAGGACGAGGAGGCGGACCCCGCCAGAGACGACGACUCCUCUGCUUUCAGAGCUCGGUCAGAGUCCGGCGGGCCGUUCACCGCCCUGCGCUGGGCCACGCGCCGCUUUGCCAUGGAGUGUGUGUGUCGCAUCGUUGCCCAGUGUGAGACCGCAGACCCGGCUCACUUCGACAUGGCCCUGGCUCAGGAGCGACGCCUGCACGAGUCCACCGAUUUCCUCGUCCUCCAUCUCGGCGACCUGGUGCGCAUGGCCUUUAUGGCGGCGACAGACCACAGCGACCAGCUGCGGUUGGCAGGUCUCCAGACUCUGCUGGUGAUCAUCAGACGCUUCUCAGCCAUCCCCGAACCGGAGUUCCCCGGUCACGUGAUCCUGGAGCAGUACCAGGCUAACGUCGGAGCUGCUCUCAGACCAGCCUUCACUGCUGAUGCUCCUCCUGACGUCACCGCCAAGGCCUGCCAGGUCUGCAGCGCCUGGAUCGCCAGCGGCGUGGUCAGUGACCUCCGCGACCUGCGGCGUGUCCAUCAGCUCCUGGCCUCCUCGUUGGCCAAAGUGCAGUCGGGGAGGGACACGUCCAGCCAGCUGUACAACGAGGCCACGGCUACAAUGGAGACACUGGCCGUCCUCAAGGCCUGGGCCGAGGUUUACAUUGUAGCCGUCCAGAGGAGCAGACAGAAGGAGAACUCCGACCCGUCAGUCUCCUCCCUCGGCUGCGGCUCCGAGUCGGGAGGCCUUCUGAAGUUGGUCCAAUCAGAUCUGUCGACACUGAGCCGUCUGUGGUUGGCGGCGCUGCAGGACUACGCCCUGCUCACCCUCCCGCAGGAGUACGCCUCCCAGCUACCGGCAACAGGAGGUUCUUUCUACACAGCGGAGACUGUGAAACAGGCCAGAGCUCAUUACUCCUCCUCCUGGGCUCCUAUCCUCCACGCCACCUCCCUCUGGCUCCACAGCACCGGUUUUGUGAUGUCAGACGACUCACCUGCCAACCUGUCCAGACCAGCAACGCCCACCUCCAUGGGACACACCGGCUCUGUGGGCGGAGCCAAGAGUCCCGAGGACAUCAACAGCGACAGACUGCAUCUCAUCCUGGGGAUCAGUGUGGAGUUCCUGUGUUCUCCGCACUCUGAGGACCAGAUGGAGAACAUCACUUCCUGUCUGCGAGCCCUGCAGGCGCUGCUCGACGUCUCCUGGCCCCGAGCUAAGAUCGGAAACGACCAGGCUCUGAGUGUGGAGCUACUCAGCGUCCUCCACAGGCUGAUGGUGACCAGAGAGUCGGUGUCCGUUCAGCUCGCUGUGUUGGAUUUGCUGCGGCAGAUUGUGACGGCCGCUCAGGAGCACGUCAGGGAGAAACGCCACAGCGCCGAAGGAGACUCUGUCGUGGAUCAGAUCAGCCUGCUCACAGCUCUGACCGUCUUCCUGUUGUCUGCUGGUCCCGACGUCUGCACCGUUGAGCCGCUGCACACGCUCUGUCUGCAGCGCUUCAACGCCAGCAUGGACGCCAAAGACCCGCUGGUUGUGAGUCGGUGCUAUCAGCUGCUGUCGUCGGUGUUUCAGGGUCCGCCCGGCGUGGCCGUCCCGUACAUCCAGGCCCUCGGACCGCCGCUGGUUCGAUUCCUGCAGAAGGCGGAGAGGAGUCGUCCUCAGAGUCCGGAGGAGCUGAUGGGAGUCCUGGAGGGAGUCCGAGCCAUGGAGGCUCUGGUCCAGGCUGCAGACGAGUCACAGCGUCCUCAGCUGGUGGCCAUCUUGUUGCCCCUCCUCAUCUCCUUCCUCCUGGAUGAAAACGCUCUCGGCUCGGCCCCCGCAGCAUCUCGGUCUCUCCACGAGGCGGCGCUCAAAGACCUGAUGCGUCUCGGCCCGCAGCACUCCGCCGUCUUCAGGUCUCUCAUCGCGUCCUCUCCUCACCUGAAGGCUCGCCUGGAAGCCGCCGUCAAAGGAAACCAGGAGAGUCUGAACGCUAAAGCUAGUGGCGCUAACCCCGCCCGCAGCGCUGCCAAGUCCUCCCCCAGCAUCACGCUCAAAACCAACUUCCUGUGAGAGGCCUCGUCACGACACCGCAGCAUGGAGGUGUCACCGUGCUGCGUUCACUGUCCCCUGGGACCAAUGGUACCGUUGUUGUCUGAGAGACAUUAAGGCCGAGUUUUAAUGGUAAUGAUAUUUGAUGUCAUCAUGAGUCUUCCAACAUGGCGGCGUGUUUCCUCCGUACACGCUGUCCCUGAAUCUCACAUCGCUGUUCAUUUUAUUACGAGAAGGAAACAGUUCUGGUGCUUUUACUUUUUAAGAUUUUCUUAUUGAAAGUCGCUGCUGUCCGAUAAUCCGCCGCCGUCAGCGCAUGCUAAGGAAACGAGCACGGUGCAUUCAGGUUCCUGAUCGUUACGUCUCACCUCUGAGAGGUCCUUGAAUGCACCAUGAAGGAGAUACAGAACCUCCAGUGAUCUGACGCUGAGUAAACGCGGAGCUGUUUUGGUGAAACAAUGAAGGGUUUAAAAUAAGAUUAAAUUAGUUCAAAGAGCUGAAACUUUAAUCCUCAACAACGAUUUCAACAACUGAUUAAUUAAUUAAAGUAAUUGAUAAGCUAGAAGAAGGAACUAUUGAAACCUAUAAAGAAGAGACCGAAUGUAAGUUACAGUCCGAGUGAAUAGAGCAGAUUUAUUAAGCUAUAACAUCUCUGGUUCUCUGCCAGCUGAUUUUAAUAAAUGAACUAACGGUUAUUAUUAUCAAUUGAUUGAUUAAUUUCUCCAUGAAUCAUGAACUGAAGGCAGUGAGUGUCUGGAGGGAAGGAUGUCCAUGAUGAACUGAUAAUCUGGUAAAUAGUCAGCAGUGAUCUGAAUCAUCGAUGAUUUGUUGAUGAAGAGAAAAGAAAAGUUUCUGUUUUUAGUUCAAUAUAUUUUUUAUGUUUUAACUUGUGCUACAGAUGUUUUAUAGAUCGUCACUCUUAAAGGUCCAGUGUGUCACAGUGAGGAGGAUCUAUUGUCACAAUGUAAUAUCUGAAGGUAUGUUUUCAUUAGUGUUUAAUCACCUGAAUAGAAGAACUGUUGUGUUUUAGUUACUGUAGGAUGAGUUUUAUCUACAGAGGGAGCGAUUCCUCUCUGGAGUCCGGCAUGUUUCUACGGUAACCCAGAACAGACAAACCAAACGCUGACUCUGGAUAAGGACUUUAGUGUUCGUCAACGCCGUCGUAGUUUCUCCUACACGCUCGGAAGGCGAGCUGUAUUCAGUUGGUCAUAAUCUGCAGCUUCACCGCGAGAUGCCUCUAAAUGGUACACACUGGUUCUUUAAUGUUCAGCGUCCAUGUUUUAUCUCCAGAUAGCAAAAAUAAAAGUCUGAAUAAAACUCGUAUGUGAUGGAGGAAGACGUCGGGCACUGACUUAUGCAUCAAAUAUCUCUCAACUUUCCUUAUUUCCACAAUUCCAACAGUUCACGGAGCGGAAAUAUUUAAGUACACUGUGCAGAAGUAACUAAUUGGUAUUAGCAUAAAGUAUAAAGGAUCCCUUUGACCGGUUUUAUCAUCGCCAAAAUUGAGCCUAAACUGAAGCAUUAUUUAUCUCCCCUCCCAACACGAUUGGUACUGAUGGAUGAGUUCCAUCCUCUAGUUUCAUAUGAUACCAGUAUCUUCCCUCUACAGCUACAGCAUCUGAAAGACAGAGCGGAGUGGAAGAGGGAGGAAUAAUGGGGUGGCCCCGCCCGUCUGGAGCCGCCCCGACUUUAAUCUCAGACUGUUUACUCGUUUCCAUUUCCAGUAAACUCUCUCUGAUACUCAGACUCCACCCGCCUGGCACAACAAGUACAGUUAAACAAACAGCAGUUACAGCGUCUGUCAGUCAAAGGGAAUAUUCUCUCAAUAUUCUGCUUUUAUUUUGAAAUAAUUCACUAUUUACUUCCAGGUUUAAGUCUGAAGUCGGCAGUAGAAUGAGCUUCUUUCUCCUCUGUCGCUAACAGUGAACGGAGGUCAAAGGUCACGUAUUCCUUUGACCGAGCGAAUCUGAAAACAAACAAGCGAUAAAGAACGUUUUUAUGUUUUUUGUGUGAAUUUGUUGGUUUUAAUGUCGUCUGACAAAUCACAUGAAAACACAACCUGAUUGUUAUUAUGUACGGCGGCCUGUGAGGGACAAUUUUAGUCGUCAGCACUUUAGUUUAACAACACUACAGCGUCACAUGUUAUCGGUACAAACCAUCCACCUGGACCCCGUCUGUGUGCGGGUGGAAGAAAGUGAAGAAAGAAUGUAAGUUUGAGUUCAUGUGAAUGUUCAUAUCAGAGAAAAUCUCAGUCUCAAUCAAACACUGAAGAUUUAGCUGCAAUAGGUGUGUGAGCCAGGUGAGCUGCAGAGUGUGUGAGAGCUCACCUGGCUCUGUGAACUGUACAGGUGAGACCCGAGUGAGUGAGUUAACAUGUUGUUUUCUAACAGAAUAAAAAAACCUCAUUUUCUUCUAAUC
Morone saxatilis (striped sea-bass) is the source of this 6073-nucleotide messenger RNA. It is a transcript of the gene heatr5a, whose product is annotated as HEAT repeat containing 5a. The record is from RefSeq and is a predicted model, not a curated record. Gene Ontology annotation, cellular component: endocytic vesicle; Golgi apparatus; membrane. Gene Ontology annotation, biological process: endocytosis; retrograde transport, endosome to Golgi; intracellular protein localization. Lineage: Eukaryota; Metazoa; Chordata; Actinopteri; Moronidae.